AUGCUUGACGAAGCAUUUGAACAAAUUGGAGAAGAGACGAAUCAUGUUGGAUUUUACAUCGCUGCACAUUGUGAAGGUGGGUCGUAUCCUCAAUAUACUGUGCCAUUUACUGUACCGCCGUUUCCAGAUAAGAGUGAGCGGUUUAGUAUUGUGUUUCAAUGUCGUGUAAAACCUGGAAAAUUUACAACUCAUAAAAGUUCUGUCAGUGUUGGUGAAGCGUGGCGUAUUGUUGAUCCAAGUGCAAUACGACCAUACGGUAUUUUACUUAAAAAAGAAGAUUUAACUGAAUAA
Molecule: messenger RNA, 291 nt
Organism: Rotaria socialis
Lineage: Eukaryota; Metazoa; Rotifera; Eurotatoria; Philodinida; Philodinidae
Source: the annotation of a GenBank genome assembly